This is a messenger RNA of Fusarium redolens, 1725 nucleotides long. RefSeq names its product glycosyl hydrolase. Gene Ontology annotation, molecular function: hydrolase activity, hydrolyzing O-glycosyl compounds. NCBI's taxonomy places the organism in Eukaryota, Fungi, Ascomycota, Sordariomycetes, Hypocreales, Nectriaceae. The record is from RefSeq and is a predicted model, not a curated record. Bases 1 to 1725 code for a protein of 574 amino acids. The transcript has a single exon. Gene Ontology annotation, biological process: carbohydrate metabolic process.
AUGCGCUUCUCUUGGUUAUUGUGCCCGCUUCUUGUGCUGGGAAGUGCUCUUCCCGAAAAGAAGACGGAUGUAUCAACAUACACCAACCCAGUCCUUCCAGGAUGGCACUCGGACCCGUCAUGUAUCCAGAAAGACGGUCUCUUUCUCUGUGUCACAUCGACUUUCAUCUCAUUCCCUGGUCUUCCAGUCUAUGCUUCGAGGGACCUAGUCAAUUGGCGUCUUAUCAGCCAUGUCUGGAACCGUGAGAAGCAGCUUCCUGGCAUCAGUUGGAAGACGGUUGGCCAGCAGCAAGGGAUGUACGCACCAACCAUUCGAUACCACAAGGGAACAUACUACGUCAUUUGCGAAUACCUAGGCGUUGGAGAUAUUAUUGGUGUCAUCUUCAAGACCACAAAUCCUUGGGACGAGAGCAGCUGGAGUGACCCCGUUACCUUCAAGCCAACCCAUAUUGACCCCGACCUCUUCUGGGACGACGACGGAAAGGUGUACUGUGCUACCCAUGGCAUCACUCUGCAGGAGCUCGAUCUGGAAACAGGAAAGCUUGGCCCCGAACUAAACAUCUGGAACGGCACAGGUGGCGUAUGGCCUGAGGGACCUCAUAUCUACAAGCGUGACGGUUACUACUAUCUCAUGAUUGCUGAGGGUGGAACGGCCGAAGACCACGCCAUCACCAUCGCUCGAGCACGCAAGAUUACCGGCCCAUAUGAAGCCUACAAGAAAAACCCGAUCUUGACCAACCGCGGAACGUCCGAGUACUUCCAGACGGUCGGUCACGGUGAUCUUUUCCAAGAUGCCAAGGGCAAUUGGUGGGGUCUUUGUCUUGCUACUCGCAUCACAGCCCCUGGAGUUUCGCCCAUGGGUCGUGAAGCGGUGCUCUUCAAUGGUACAUGGAACAAAGGCGAGUGGCCUAAGUUGCAACCAGUACGAGGUCGCAUGCCAGGAAACCUUCUCCCAAAGCCGACCCGAAACGUUCCCGGGGACGGACCCUUCAAUGCUGAUCCAGAUAACUACAACUUGAAGAAGGCAAAGAAGAUUCCUCCCCACUUUGUGCACCAUCGGGUCCCAAGAGAGGGUGCUUUCUCUUUGUCUUCCAAGGGCCUACAUAUCGUGCCCAGUCGCAAUAAUGUUACGGGUAGCCUUCUAGCUGGAGACGAGAUUGAGCUCUCGGGACAGCGAGGUCUAGCCUUCAUUGGUCGUCGGCAAGCACACACUCUGUUCAAGUACAGUGUUGAUAUCGACUUCAAACCCAAGUCAGACGACCAGGAGGCUGGUAUCACCGUCUUCCGAACGCAGCUUGACCAUAUCGACCUUGGCAUCGUUCGUCUUCCAACGAGGCAAGGCAGCAACAAGAAGUCCAAGCUCGCGUUCCGAUUCCGUGCCACAGGAGCGCAAAAUGUUCCUGAGCCAAAGAUAGUACCUGUUCCAGAUGGCUGGGAGAAGGGUGCAAUUAGUCUACAUAUCGAGGCAGCCAACGCAACGCACUACAACCUUGGAGCAUCAAGCCGCGGAGGGAAGACUCUUAACAUAGCGACGGCAUCGGCAAGUCUUGUUAGUGGAGGAAUGGGUCAAUUUGUUGGUAGCCUGCUUGGAUCUUAUGCUACCUGUAACGGCAAAGGAUCUGGACUGGACUGUCCCAAGGGAGGUGAUGUUUAUGUGAGCCAAUGGACCUACAAGCCUGUGGCUCAAGAGAUUGAUCACGGCGUGUUUGUGCGAUCAGAAUUGUAG